This is a messenger RNA of Lithohypha guttulata, 1323 nucleotides long. RefSeq lists its product as uncharacterized. Gene Ontology annotation, molecular function: NAD+ kinase activity. The record is from RefSeq and is a predicted model, not a curated record. The coding region runs from base 1 to 1323 and encodes 440 amino acids. Gene Ontology annotation, biological process: NADP+ biosynthetic process; NAD+ metabolic process. The transcript is spliced from 2 exons. NCBI's taxonomy places the organism in Eukaryota, Fungi, Ascomycota, Eurotiomycetes, Chaetothyriales, Trichomeriaceae.
AUGACUUCUCAAUGUUACGUGCACAAGUUGGUAGAAAAAACCUCUACAGGUGAUCAGCCGAAGGUCGAGAAUAAGCUCGAUGGAGUGCUGGAGUCCAUCAAUGAGACUACAACUGAUGGCGCGACCGAGAUGCGCAAUGGGACAUCGCCUCCUCAACACGAUGAGCCACGAGCAACUCAUUCUCGAUUGUUGACUAAAAAACAGUUAUCUGAGAUGGCGCUGAAUGUUCGCAACAUGGCAAAGAAGCUGCAAAGUAUCAAAGUCAAGCUGAAUAUCCAAACGAUUUUCUUGCUUACCAAAGCACACGACCCGAGCUUGGUAACGAAGUCUCGUGAGCUGACGGAGUGGCUACUCUCUCCGGAUCGUGCUGUCCGUUACACAGUCUAUGUCGAGCACACGAUGAAAGACAAUGAAUCGUUUGGUGCAGAAGCACUACUCAAAGGCAAUCCCUCGUUCGAGGGCCGAUUGAAGUACUGGGACAAUGAGCUCGCCAGAAAGCGGCCGCAUACAUUUGACUUUUGCGUCCUGCUUGGUGGCGAUGGCACCGUACUUUACUCUAGCUGGCUGUUUCAAAGAGUGGUUCCGCCAGUCCUUUCUUUCUCCAUGGGUUCUCUAGGCUUUUUGACCAAGUUCGACUUUAAUGACUAUCAGAAUACUUUGGAAAAGGCGUUUAGUGAUGGCAUCACCAUUAGCUUGCGCCUAAGAUUUGAGGGUACAGUUAUGAGGAAGCAAAAGGAAUACCGAAAGAGCGAAGACAGGGACGUAGUAGAAGAGCUCAUCGGUGAGGAAGCUGGCGACAACCGAACACACAAACCUGAUCGCACAUUCGAGAUACUAAAUGACAUUGUCGUAGACCGAGGACCAAACCCGACAAUGUCUACGAUAGAGCUCUUCGGAGAUGGUGAUCAUCUAACCACAGUGCAAGCGGACGGCAUAUGCGUGGCUACGCCGACCGGUUCGACAGCCUAUAAUCUUGCAGCAGGGGGGUCUCUAUGCCAUCCAGAAAACCCUGUGAUACUUGUGACGGCGAUAUGUGCUCAUACACUAUCUUUUCGUCCAAUCGUACUUCCAGACACAAUGGUGCUCAGACUGGCUGUGCCGUAUGACGCUAGAACUAGCUCUUGGGCCAGUUUCGAUGGGCGAGAAAGGGUCGAGCUCCAGCCAGGAGACUAUGUCACCAUUUCAGCAUCUAGAUAUCCAUUCGCUCAUGUCAUGCCGCCAGGAAGGAAGAGUGAAGACUGGGUUAACAGUAUCUCGAGAACGCUGCAAUGGAACUCCAGACAGAGGCAGAAAGCGUUCAAAGACGACAGCGGGAAGAGCUGA